AACUUGGGUUUUGUCUCCGUGUUCCCCACCUCCAUGUGCUCCUAAAGCUCCUUCUUUCUGUUUUCUGGGUCUUCAUGCUUCAGUUCUACUUUAAGUUUAGGGUUGCUUCUCAAAUCUGAUAUUGCAUUCCCAAUUUAGAGAGUGAUACCCACAAUAACCAAAGAUGGGAGUGGAUUUAAGACAAGUGGUGGCUGGUGUCCUCACCCUCACAAUGUUCGUCAUGCUUAUACAUAUGAUCAAAAGGGACCAUUUUGAUUCUGUUGAAGACAAACUUCCAGGAACAGCAGAGGAUUUCAACUUUGAAAAUGCAAAGCUUGAUACUACUCAUGUUAGAAAGAAUAUAGGAUUUUUGAAGGGAAAUGCUGAUCAAUUAAAACCAUGUUGGGUUAAGCCAUCUGGAGACAGCGUGGAGCAGACUGAUGGCUUUGUUACCUUUUCACUAACCAAUGGUCCAGAGUACCAUAUAUCUCAGAUAGCAGAUGCAGUGAUUGUUGCUCAAAGUCUUGGAGCAACACUUGUCAUCCCUGACAUUAGAGGAAGCCAACCUGGUGACAAGAGGAACUUCGAGGACAUUUAUGAUAUUGAUGUGUUCAUGAAAAGCAUGGAAGGAGUGGUCAGAGUGGUAAAGGAUCUUCCUGCCCAUGUCUCAACACAGAAAAUUGCUGCUGUGAAGGUCCCCAACCGGGUUACAGAAGACUACAUAGCUAAACAUGUUGAACCUAUUUAUAGAUCAAAGGGAAAUAUAAGGCUUGCAACUUACUUUCCUUCAAUAAACAUGAGAAAAGCAGGGAAAAAAGGUGACACUGAUUCUGUUGGAUGCUUAGCAAUGUAUGGAAGCUUAGAGUUGCAGCAAGAAAUGCAUGACCUUGUUGACUCUAUGGUUGAAAGACUUAGAACUUUAAGCCGAAAGUCAGAUGGUCAAUUCAUAGCUGUGGAUUUGAGAGUUGAGAUGUUGGAUAAGAAGGGUUGCCAAGGAAGUGAUAGUGAUGGAGAGAAGAGCUGCUUCAAUGCACAAGAGGUUGCAAUGUUUCUGAGGAAGAUUGGUUUUGACAAGGAUACUACAAUCUAUGUGACGCAAUCAAGGUGGGAUGGAAGCCUUGAUUCUCUUAAAGAUUUGUUCCCUAAAACUUACACGAAGGAAGCCAUCAUUCCAGCAGAUAAGAAAAAGCUCCUAGAUUCUGAAGACUCUGAAUUGGAGAAAGUGAUUGACUUUUACAUUAGUUCUGAGAGUGAUGUUUUCGUACCAGCAAUUUCAGGUCUAUUAUAUGCGAAUGUAGCUGGUAAGAGAAUUGGUUCUGGUAAAACCCAGAUACUAGUUCCAGCUAAUAUUCCAGAUUCAACUGCUUCUGCCUCCGGUUUCUUGUCCCCUUAUAUCUCCAAGAAAAACCACUUUGCCUAUUCUUGUUACUGUUAGUUUGCAUUGAAGACAUUCCUAGCCUCUAUUAGUAAAUGUUGUGUAGCCAUUGUAUUGAAUGAUGCUUUCCAAUGUACCCUUUUGGGAGUUUCAGUAUUAAUGGCCUAAGGCUUUUUGUUUUUAAAUUUUUAUGAGCAUUCAACAAAAAAUUCUGUUCACUAGACUGGAGUUACAGUCAUUUGACAUGUACACAGGGCAUUCUGUUCGCAUAUUUAGUUUGUAAAAUUAUGGUUGCCCCAUAAUUAUUUUUCAUAAUGAAACAAUUGAUAAUCCAUUCAUUGGGCAUUUAAGAGGAUAGAUUGGAAUUUUAUU
Molecule: messenger RNA, 1726 nt
Organism: Abrus precatorius (Indian licorice)
Lineage: Eukaryota; Viridiplantae; Streptophyta; Magnoliopsida; Fabales; Fabaceae
Product: protein MANNAN SYNTHESIS-RELATED 1-like
Exons: 6
Coding region: 164-1414 (416 amino acids)
Source: RefSeq, a predicted model, not a curated record